Molecule: messenger RNA, 2218 nt
Organism: Schistosoma intercalatum
Lineage: Eukaryota; Metazoa; Platyhelminthes; Trematoda; Strigeidida; Schistosomatidae
Source: the annotation of a GenBank genome assembly
GCGAACGAGAGUGGAGUUUAUCCGUGCCUUUAGUUUAAGUACUUGGCGACGUUGAAACAAUCUAGCUCUUCCGAAGAAGUGGAUGGGAAACAAAGGAGUACUUGGCUAUCGGUUAUUUCCACACGUUCCUCUACACAACUUCGGCACACAAUACAUCAGCGUAAGUGAUACUUGUUCAAGCCAUAGAUAUCCUGUCACAAUUCCUACAAGAUCAAAGGUUCUUUGAAUGAUUGAGUCGUUAAAAUGUGUCCAGUAUUUCAAAGGAGAUCCUUUAGAUGAGUUAACUUCAUCAUCACCAUGUUUACCUCCUCUACAACCUUCACGAACACACAAGGUGUUCUUUCGUUGUGACAGUAACCCUGUAAAGCCACCUAUACCAUAUCCUGAUGACUAUCAGGAUAAGUGGAACGGAUUGUUUGUUCGUAUGCCAUGUUCUCCUGAAAGCGUUUAUCCGGUUUAUGAAGGUGGUGCUAAUAGCCUUAUUUCUAGAUGGGUCGUGAUUGAAAAGGCGUUGAGAAAUAAGAUAAAAUCUCCUGACGAGUUGAAGGAAGCUAUUCUCUCCUACAACUAUCGUUUCAAAUCCUACUGGAAUUUUAAAACAUUAGAACAAUUAUGUAUGUUGGACCUGAUCCCCGAUGGUGGAAACGAUAAUUUCUUCGGUAACACCCUUUCCGGAAUUUGUUCGUUAGCACUAAAUUUGCCUAUUUUUGUUACAAAACCUAUUCCUUUACUAUCAUGCCGAAAAGAAUGCGCACUUACUUUAAGUCAACUCCAGAUAGCCAGUCUUUUGGCAAAUGCUUUGUUUUGUACAUUUCCUAGACGUAAUUGUCACAGUCAAGAUGCAGAAUAUGUUAAUUUCCCUCAGAUCAAUUUCUCUCAUUUACUGUCAGCAAAAGCCGACAGUAAAUAUAAUACAAGCAGGACACUUCAUGUCAAAAUUGAAAAGCUACGUUGCAUCUUACACUAUUUUCAUCGUGUUCUUCAAAAGUUUCCUACGGGAUCAGUUACAUUUACAAGACGCUGUCUAGGUAAUUUGUCACCAGAUUGGUCGAGGAGCGAAUUAACAUUUGAUCAGUUGCGUUUACAUGUCAGUGCCACAGGAUCAAUUACUGAUGCUGGUCCAAACACCUUACAAGUUGAUUUCGCCAACAGUUAUCUCGGUGGUGGUGUUUUAAAUGGUGGAUGUGUACAAGAAGAAAUUAUGUUUGCUUUACGACCAGAAUUGUUGGUCAGUUGUUUAUUUGUCGAGCGUCUGGGGUUUGAUGAGACACUUAUUAUUGAAGGUGCUGAACAGUAUUCCGUAGGUUCUGGCUAUGCUGAUGAUUUCUGUUGGGCUGGAGAUUUUAUUCAUUCGGAUAGUGGGAUGAAACGCGAUAAGUGGGGGAGAUGGAAUUAUGCAGUAGUAGCAAUGGAUGCUACUAAAUACAGUAAUCCUAUGGAACAGUAUAAUGUCGAGGAAAUGCUAAGAGAAUUAAAUAAGGCAUAUUGUGGGUUUACCGACGAGUUAUUUCCUGAAAGAAAACUACCUCCAGUUGUAGCUACUGGAAAUUGGGGAUGUGGUGCUUUUAGAGGUGAUGUAGAACUGAAAUGUAUACUUCAAAUGAUGGCAUGCCUUCAAGCUAAAAAGUCACUGGCAUAUUUUACUUUUGGUGAUAAAGGGUUUUGUGAUAGAAUCUAUGAAAUGUAUACGUUGCUUUCUUCUGAAAAAGUAACUAUAGGACGAUUAUGGCAAAUACUAAUUCAGCAUGCUGGACAUGACUUGAUGAAAAACCAAUCUGUAUUUGAUCUUAUUUCUCAAACAUUGAAGUAAACGUAAAUCAUUGAUACAUAUGUAAAAUACCACUAACUUUUAUGUCAAACCUCUUUUUUAUUUGCCUUUUCACGAACUUGGUAGCUACAAUUUCACUACCUUCGCUUUGCAACUUGUACAAAACACAAGGAAAAAAAAACAAACUCCAAAGUAAUCGUUUUGCCUGUAAUUAGAAACGUAAUUCAUUUUUAUCUUAAUGGUUAGUUUUCCAGGAUGGGAGUACAACCUUUAUUGAGACAAAGUUCUGUUUCUGUUAACUAAGUAUUCAACGUUUAGAUUUUCUUUGAAGUGUAAUUGCCAUUCCGUUAAAUAGGAUAGAUUAAUUGUAUAAUAUCCAUGUAUAACCAGGAAUAUGAGUAUUCAGUUUUCAAUGUUCAAAAUUAACAUUUAAUCCAAUAAUUCUGAAGC